AUUAUAUAUGCAUCUUCCCUAUUUGGCAAUGAAAAUUACGGAAACACAUAUUUAAACCUUGGCAACAAUGCUGUGAGGUGACAGUGACAGACAGAAAAUUAAAAAAGCUGAGCAUCAGCACAAGCAAUAAAAAAGUCCUGCUUUUAAUUUAUUUACUUAAACACAAAACUUGAUUUAAUUACUAAUUGCGUACAAGCACGUAAUUAAAAAAAUAUGUCGGAGUCUAAAUUAAAGGAGUUACGAAGUGAUAUCAAUGAGCUUAAUGAAUUAUUGAACUUGGCAAAGCGUAAAAAGGUUCAGGAUAUUCUGUCCUUAGAAAUUCGUAAGCUGGAAACUGAGUGGAUAAAUCUAAAAGAAAAUGAAACCUCUUCAGUCACGCCUAUGGACGUCGGCCCCGUGCCAACUACCUCCGCCUCAGCCCCAGUUCAAAACAAGAGAUACCAAAUUAAAAUUAAUGGAUAUGGUUGGGAUCAAUCUGAAAAAUAUAUCAAAGUGUUUGUUACUUUGAAGAAUGUCCACAACAUACCAAAAGCCCAGGUCUUUUGUAAACUCACUGAGCGCUCCAUGGAACUACAUGUAGACAACCUGGAGAACAAAGACUAUUUGUUGGUUAUUAACAACCUUCUUGAGCCUAUUAAUAUUGAAGACAGCCACUGGAAACAAAAAACAGACAUGGUUGUUAUCUUUCUGGCAAAAGCACGUCCAAAUGUAUCAUGGUCACAUAUGAUUGCCAUUGAGAAGAAGUUUGAAGACCAACGUAACAACCGUUUCAAACCUGAUGAAUCAGAUAAAAAAGACCCCCAGGAUUCCAUCAUGGACAUGAUGAGGAAAAUGUAUGAAACUGGUGAUGAUGAAAUGAAACGCAUGAUAUCAAAGGCUAUGUAUGAAUCACAGCAUAAGAAGAAAACUGAUGUUGUGGAUCUUUAAAAUUUAAUAUUUAAGUACAAUCAUAGUUGUAAGGGUAAUAAAAUGUGAUGCAUUCAUAUAAAAAGGUAGUUAUUAUUAAUAUUCUUUCCUAAGUAGAUAUUGGGCUGAAUUCAAUAUGUAGGGUAAGAAAUGAAACAAUU
This is a messenger RNA of Chilo suppressalis (striped riceborer), 1067 nucleotides long. Lineage: Eukaryota; Metazoa; Arthropoda; Insecta; Lepidoptera; Crambidae. The record is from the annotation of a GenBank genome assembly.